This is a messenger RNA of Populus trichocarpa (black cottonwood), 2018 nucleotides long. Its product is annotated as T-complex protein 1 subunit eta. The coding region runs from base 971 to 1594 and encodes 207 amino acids. Gene Ontology annotation, biological process: protein folding. NCBI's taxonomy places the organism in Eukaryota, Viridiplantae, Streptophyta, Magnoliopsida, Malpighiales, Salicaceae. The record is from RefSeq and is a predicted model, not a curated record. Gene Ontology annotation, cellular component: chaperonin-containing T-complex. The transcript has 9 exons. Gene Ontology annotation, molecular function: ATP binding; ATP-dependent protein folding chaperone.
CUCCGCAUGCUCACCUCUCUUAAACGAUUCUCAGUCGAAUCUACAAUGGAUGUGGAUCGCUUUCCGGAUGAUGAAGGUCUGCUGCCUCCCCCUUCGUUAACUUUUCUUGAGAUCUCUAAUCAGGAGAAUCUUAAAUCGAUAUCCAGAGGCCUCCAACACCUCACCUCCCUUGAAGUAUUAAACAUUUUUGAGUGCCCUAUACUCCGGUUCUUCCCCAGGGAGGGCUUCCCUCUCUCACUUGGAUGUAUACGUAUCCGUAGCAGCCCUCUUCUGGAGGAACGAUGCUUGAAAGAGAAAGGAGAUUAUUGGUCCAUCAUUGCCCACAUCCCCAAAGUUGAUAUCUUUGUUCCGAAGGAUUUGAAAGAGAAAAAAAGUGAGAUAAUCAGGCAAGCAAUGGAUUAAAUUGAGGAAAUAAGUUUGGCUGGUCUGUUGCCCAGGAUGGAACCCCUGCAAGUUGCAACUCCAACAUAAUUUUUUGUGAUCAUGAGCAAGUAUCAAGUCUCCAUCACUUAAUAUUAGGGAUCCAAGAUUUUAAGGCGGCUUAAGUUCCGACAGACAGUCUUCAAUCAAACAAGGAGGCUUGCCUGUUUCAUCAUCUUUAACAUACAAGUUAAGGAGACUUACAGGCAUUCUAUUAUUCUUGGAUGCAAUUCGGUGUCUGAUGUUCAUUUAUGCGGGCAAACUGUACUUUACAAGCCUGUGCAGAGGCCAAAUGAAAGGCUGCAUCUCAAAUCAGUGGUGGCAAAAAGUUAGGCAAACUACACUAAAUUUUUGUAAUGCAGAUGCAAAAUGUGUGGAGGCAAAUUUCAUCAUGUUAUUCACAGCAAUGAGUUGUACCGCAUGAACGGUUCUCAUCGUUGAGAGGACUCCUUCUCUGGGUCUUUUCAGCACACGUCUACACAGCGUAGCUUUACCUCUUUCUUAUUGUUUGAAAGACGCUUUCUUAUGCGAGAAGGAGUUCUUUGCAUCAAUGGUCGUGGAUGCUGUGAUUGCAAUUGGGAAUGAUGACAGGCUAAAUAUGAUUGGAAUAAAGAAGGUCCCAGGUGGUACUAUGCGAGAUUCAUUUCUGGUUAAUGGUGUUGCCUUUCAAAAGACGUUUUCUUAUGCGGGGUUUGAACAACAACCAAAGAAGUUUGUGAAUCCCAAGAUGCUCUUACUCAACAUUGAGUUGGAGCUGAAAUCUGAGAAAGAAAAUGCUGAGAUAAGGCUGUCAGAUCCAUCUCAGUACCAGUCCAUUGUUGAUGCGGAAUGGAAUAUCAUUUAUGACAAGUUGGAUAAAUGUGUGCAAAGUGGGGCAAAAGUGGUUCUUUCACGCCUUGCAAUCGGUGAUCUGGCAACACAGUAUUUUGCUGAUCGAGAUAUAUUCUGUGCUGGUCGUGUAAGUGAAGAAGAUCUGCAAAGAGUUGCUGCGGCAACUGGUGGAACUGUACAGACAACUGUCAACAACAUAAUUGAUGAGGUUCUUGGGACUUGUGAGAUUUUUGAGGAAAAGCAAGUUGGAAAUGAGAGGUUUAAUAUUUUCAGCGGAUGCCCUUCUGGAAGGACAGCCACCAUUGUUCUUCGUGGUGGAGCUGACCAGGAUGGUAACCGUUGAUAUUACGGGUAAGCUGAUUGUUUCCCAUCAUAAAUGAUGUUGCAGUCUGAAAGUGCUCAGGGAGAAGCUGCUGCAAGUGCUAUGGGUGGACGUGGGGGAGGUGGUUUCCGUGGCCGUGGACGGGGGAUGCGAAGACGAUGAUGAGCUCACCAAAUAGCAAUUUUCUUGGAAGUGUAGGUGGAUUAGUCAAACAUUUGUCUACUUGAUUUCAGUUUAUUAUGGGUUUCAAGUUGAUGUUCAAUCUUGAUGGCUGGGAUUUUGAACCCGAGUGGCCUUUUCUGUCUAGCUUCUUUCUGGAUUAUGACAGCAGAUUAUUUUUCCAGCGUGCCCUACCCCCUUGUCUGUAGGAGAUUUUUCUUGAAAUUUUUUGUUUCCUUUAUUUCAGAAGAAAUGGUAGAAGGCAAUAGCACGCACUCUUUUUUUA